AUGCCACCGCGACCUUGCAAGCAAUUAGACUCGAAAAGGAUCGAGGAUUCACUUCGAGCAGACAUUUUGCCAUUGGUAAGUUUAUUGAGCAAACUUAAUUCAUUGUAGUGGCCCUGUGGUCAAUAAUAGCAUGUUAUGCAGCUGAAUUCACGGCAAUUCAUGCAGUCAAUUUAUUCAAUUCGUCUAGAUCACCGAACAGUUGGAAGCGAUAGCAUGCCGUGCUGUUUGGAGAGUUCGGGAAACAGACAUUGACAUCGCAAGAAAUCAUAUCGCUUCAAAGCGACUUCGCCUUGACCAAGUGAUUUCUUUAAAGAACGGCGUUCUAUUCUUUUUUCCUGCGUUACAAGUGUCAUGUGUACUACUUUUCAAGACAAUCUCAAGUUCACCAGUCAUGUGCGAGGUAAAUUGGUCAAAGCAAACAAAUGCUUGUACGUUAUACGAACACUCAGGGCAGAAGACUAUAGCCAAUGUGAGAUAGAUUAUCUAUUUAAGACCCUAGUAAUAUUUACUAUAACGUUUGGCCUGUCCGUCUACGGUUCUUCUCCAGCCGAACUCAAUACUCUACAACGUUUUUUUGACAGAUGUUUUAAGCGAAAGUAUAUAUCAGAACCUGUAAAUAUUAGAUAUCUUUUAGAAAUACAAAACAGAAAUAUUUUUAAAGCUUCUGUAAAUCAGAAGAGUGCCAUAGUUGACUUGAUACCAAGAAAAAAAUCCACAAGCUACUCUUUGAGGACAGAGUUUAGUCAGUAUCCAAGAAUGAACACGGAACGUUUUAAAUUGUCGUUUGCAAAUAGAUUAAUUUUUAACUAUAACCUAUUCAUAUGAUGUAAACUUUACUAACGUAUUCUUAAUAUUUACUUGUAACAAAAGAUAUGUAUUUUUAUCUUUUGAUCUAAUAAAAAGACUUUUGAAUUGAAUUGAAUUGAACGAAACAAGUUACACGCCUGAAUGCUACUCAGCGAUUGCCUACUUCGUCGUAUACAAGGAAUGCGCAACUUGCAACGAGAAGAUCUUGUUUUCCACCACUCACGACGAAGAAUUAGAUGCAGAGGUAACGCGAAUUCGAGUGCGAAAAUCAUCCGAUAGCAAUAAUGAAAUGGAAAAAGCUGCAAAACAGUUAUUCCAAGUGGUCAAGGAUCACAGCAACAAUACCAUCCAGGAGAUGCUCCAAAUAUCAAACGCGUAUUGCUACAAGAAUUCCGAGGGAACGCCGUCAGAUGAUGAUGAAGAGGAUUAUGAACCCAAGUUUGUUUCAAAUCAUUUCCCCAAUGUCCCCUGCUGUAUAAUCGUCGUAAACGAAAGCGAGUUUGGGGAUCGUGUGGCUACAGCAGUUACAAAGCUGGAAUCAGACGGACUUGUUGUUGAUCUCGGUAACGCAUGCGUUGUAAAGUUGGACAAUCCACCGUUCUCAUCCAACAACGAUGUCGCCGCCUUGAUAAACAACAUCGAUAAAUGCAUGAAGUUAUACGACCACGCCUUAUAUCGUUCAGAAAUUUACACCAAACCAGAGGGGUCAAAUUUAACGUUUGUAAAAAUGAUGGAUGUAACUAGUUACUUGCAUAAACUUCUGGCUAACGAAGUGUUGCGUGACAAGCUGAUUCAGCAUUUUCAAGCGGUCGAUAGACUUCUGUCUCAUCCAGCAUGCGCAAUAAUUCAGUAG
Molecule: messenger RNA, 1660 nt
Organism: Paramuricea clavata
Lineage: Eukaryota; Metazoa; Cnidaria; Anthozoa; Malacalcyonacea; Plexauridae
Source: the annotation of a GenBank genome assembly